AUGUCCAGGAAGUUGUGUCUCCGCAAUAGUACUCGCGGGUCGUCAUCGCAAUCAUUGACUGACGAACUUCAUCUGACUACUGGCGAGCACAAUAGUCAAAACCUACUUACAAGCGCUCACCUAUGGAGACCCUCUGUGAACGAUCCACGGCUACCAGCCGGGGAAUACAAAGGACGGACUAUAGGAGGACCCUAUAUAUUCCGAAAUUCUUUCAUCUUCACUUCGAGCCCUCAUAUCAUCACGAAAAUAUCCCUUGCGAGAGUGGACAAUGAUGGGAGUCACAGUGGGGAGGGUGGAUCGUUUAGCUAUUUUCUAGGGCUCGAACGGAACUUAUUAAUCAGCGAUUCAGCUUUACAUAUAUUGUGGAGUAUGGAACGGACGGAUCUAUUAGUGUUUAUUCCUUUUGAACGGAUACGGAAUGCGCAACGGAGUUCCCUUUUCCUUGUGCGGAGGAGUCUUGCCGCAUGA
Botrytis porri is the source of this 468-nucleotide messenger RNA. RefSeq lists its product as uncharacterized. Lineage: Eukaryota; Fungi; Ascomycota; Leotiomycetes; Helotiales; Sclerotiniaceae. The record is from RefSeq and is a predicted model, not a curated record. Bases 1 to 468 code for a protein of 155 amino acids. The transcript has 5 exons.